UCAUGGACCCCAGAUUACAGUGGACGAGACCAAAACUUUCCCAGCCAUGGCAACCGAAUACAGUAUUCCAACACGUUCAUUGGCACAAGGAAGAACAUUUGCCAACAGAUGGCGCUCGGAAUUACCGACGUCAGCACCCAGUACCUGAGGAACAUAAACAGCCUUUAAGUUGUCGCCCACAUUUAACCAUCUUGGUACUACUCGUUUUCUUCAUCAUGACCACAAUUGCUGCUGUCACCGUUCUGAUAAUAAGGGAGAUAAGCCGAAAGGAUAGUAACCCGAAUGUACAAGGAAACGUCUUAGUGAAUCCGGAAGCGCUAAUGUCUGCAUAUCCUGGUAUGUUCCGAACCAUGGACCAACAAACUGACGUCAUAGGCAUCAAACCCAAAUUCAAGGACUUCAAACCAGUUAAAAGGUUUAUCGACGUCCCUACAACAUGUAGCGUUUCGUGCGAUUCUCCAAACCAAGGUGUUCCGAAACCUAUGUCGCCAGUGACCAUGCACCCGAAUGCAGUGCGAGCAAAAAUGAUGGCUUCAAAUGUCACAGGCGUGUCGCGCAUGCCUAGAAUACGAAACAAAAGGUCAUCAAUGUCAUAUGCAGAUAAUUCCUUGUAUCACGGAUGUUGUGUGUCAAAUUUCUAUCAUAUUAGCCCGACGACACAGAGAAAUAUCGAGGGACAAGCCAGAACGUUGGUACAGCUUAAAAAUACCAGACAGUUUUUCCAAAUCGAGAAUUGCAGCCAGGCUGUUGGCUGUGACGGGUGUAGGUGUAUGACAAACCAAGUACUGACAACUGCCGUGGUAUUGAAGACAGAUCUGGACAUGACUGCAGGAACAACAAUGGAUGAUAUUGAAAUCCAAACCUUUUACUUUGAUGGUUGUUGUAAAUGUGUGAAUGUUGGUUUGAAAAAUUAAAACGAAAUAA
Mizuhopecten yessoensis (Yesso scallop) is the source of this 924-nucleotide messenger RNA. RefSeq lists its product as uncharacterized. Bases 3 to 914 code for a protein of 303 amino acids. Lineage: Eukaryota; Metazoa; Mollusca; Bivalvia; Pectinida; Pectinidae. The record is from RefSeq and is a predicted model, not a curated record. The transcript has 6 exons.